UUGGUCUUUCUACCAGCAUACUCUCCAGACCUCAACCCUAUCGAAGAAGCUUUCUCAUCUAUCAAGGCAUGGAUUCGUGCUAACCGGGAUUACGUGCUAGGGGAGCUGGAGGGAGAUGUGCGUUGUGACCCUCGACAAAUGCUGUAUGACGCUGUAUUCAGUGUAACUCCCGAAAAAGCGCGAGGUUGGUUUGCACACUCUGGUUAUGUUUAG
Punctularia strigosozonata HHB-11173 SS5 is the source of this 213-nucleotide messenger RNA. RefSeq lists its product as uncharacterized. Gene Ontology annotation, molecular function: nucleic acid binding. NCBI's taxonomy places the organism in Eukaryota, Fungi, Basidiomycota, Agaricomycetes, Corticiales, Punctulariaceae. The annotation marks the transcript as partial. The record is from RefSeq and is a predicted model, not a curated record. The transcript has a single exon.